This is a messenger RNA of Mercenaria mercenaria, 2031 nucleotides long. Its product is annotated as cathepsin L-like. The coding region runs from base 126 to 1841 and encodes 571 amino acids. Gene Ontology annotation, molecular function: cysteine-type endopeptidase activity. Gene Ontology annotation, cellular component: lysosome. NCBI's taxonomy places the organism in Eukaryota, Metazoa, Mollusca, Bivalvia, Venerida, Veneridae. The transcript has 10 exons. The record is from RefSeq and is a predicted model, not a curated record.
CAUUAUAUACUUGUGUAUUUCAGGCCGAAGAGCCAACAACUGACCUUGAGUUAGACAAUGACCAUGGUCUAACCUUGAAGCCUGUUGAUGGCGUGAAGAGCAAAUUAGUCAAGGUAAAUAACGUCAUGGUAGGAAAGGUCAAGGACAGACUCAUUAAGGGCAAAGCUUCUCUAAAGGCUGAUCAGCAACCUGUUAUAAAUCUCCUGAGAAAGAAAAGAAACAUCAAUUUCUUGAUAGAAAGGCUUGAUAACAUGGUUGAUAAUUCAAAAGACUUAAAUCAUAUUGUUGAGCAGGGUAAAGCAAUGUUUGGAGGAGGUGAUGAUCAUGAUUUGGUGAACCAUGUUAAGGAUUUCAUUGGUCAAGAUGGGACUGAUACGAUUAAGCAUGGAGGAAAAAUACUAGGAGGUGAUGGUCAUGAUUUGGUUAACCAUGUAGAAAAAAUUCUAGGUGGUGAUGGUCAUGAUUUGGUAGCACAUGGAGCAAAACUGCUUGGAGGAGAUGACCAUGAUUUGGUAGACCAUGGAAAGAAAUUGAUUGGAGGAGAUGACCAUGAUUUAGUAGACCAUGGAGUUAAACUGCUUGGAGGAGAUGACCAUGAUUUUUUAGACCAUGGAAAGAAAUUGAUUGGAGGUGAUGACCAUGAUUUGGUGGACCAUGGAAAGAAAUUGAUUGGAGGUGAUGACCAUGAUUUGAUACCACAUGGCAAAAAGAUUCUUGGAGGAGAUGACCAUGAUAUGGUAGAUCAUGGGAAGAAAUUGAUUGGAGGUGAUGACCAUGAUUACAUAGACCAUAAGAAGAAAUUGAUUGGAGGUGAUACCCAUGAUUAUGCAGAACAUGUAAAGAAAUUGAUUGGAGGUGGUACCCAUGAUUAUUUAGACCAUGGGAAACAGAAGAAACCUAGUAAGAAUCUUGGAAGAGAUGGCCAUGAUUAUUGUCAUAGAGGGAUGUUCAAUGAGUUCAAGGCUAAAUUCAACAAGUUGUAUGGUAGUGCUAAAGAGGAAGAGAAGCGUUACACAAGGUUCUGUAUCAACAUGAGAAUGGCCCGGAAGUUACAGGAGACUGAGCAAGGCUCGGCUAUCUACGGAGCAACAAAGUUUGCUGAUCUUACAAAGGAGGAGUUCCAGCAAUAUGUAGGCAAGAAAUGGGACAUUACAGCUAACCAGGGAAUGAAGAAAGCUGCAAUACCAAGAGGAAGUGCCCCUGAUUCUUUCGACUGGAGGGAGCAUGGUGCUGUUACACCUGUCAAAAAUCAGGGAAGUUGUGGAAGUUGUUGGGCUUUCUCCACCACUGGUAACAUUGAGGGGCAAUGGGCCAUCAAGAAGAAAAAGCUUGUCUCGCUCUCAGAACAAGAGCUUGUAGACUGUGACAAGGUUGAUGAGGGAUGUAAUGGAGGAUUGCCAUCACAGGCAUACAAGGAAAUUGAAAGACUUGGUGGUCUGGAAACUGAGAAAGAUUACUCGUACAGGGGCGAGGAUGAGAAAUGCCACUUCAACAAGACAGAUGUGAAAGUCUACAUCAAUGACUCUGUCUCAGUAUCCUCUGAUGAAGCAGAAAUGGCAUCAUGGCUAGCAGCUAAUGGACCCAUCUCUAUUGGUAUCAAUGCCUUUGCUAUGCAGUUUUACAUGGGUGGGAUCUCUCAUCCUUGGAAGAUAUUCUGUAAUCCGAAAGAUCUUGAUCACGGAGUGCUGAUCGUUGGAUACGGAGUCCAGGAUGACAAGCCUUAUUGGAUCGUUAAGAACAGCUGGGGACCUGACUGGGGCGAAAAGGGUUACUAUCUUGUGUACAGGGGAGCUGGAGUAUGCGGUCUAAACACAAUGUGUACAUCUGCUGUCGUUGACUAAAUUUUGGAUGAAAACAAUUGACUGCUGUGUAAUAGAUCUUUCUGAAUGUUGAUCUGCUUUUCGAUAAUCCUAUAUGCUGAAUACGUGAUCUGACUGAUUUUUUUUGUGAUAUUUGUUUUUGACUGCUGUAUAUGCAUUAACAGUUCAGUUACAAAAUCAUACCAGUUUCAGUUUUGUUGAAGUGUUGUUG